AUGGGUGUUGAGCUGGUAUCAGGAGUUGAUCUUGUCACAAAGGAUGAUAAAGUCUUUAUGCAGACUACAAAAGGUCUGCAGCAAAUAGAUGUGAUUUACAGAAGGAUAGAUGAUACUUUUCUGGACCCGGUAGCUUUCAACCCGGCUUCCAUGUUGGGAGUGCCCGGCAUCUUCAAUGCUUAUAAAAAAGGAAAUAUAGCCAUGGCCAAUGCGCCGGGUACAGGAGUGGCCGAUGAUAAAGCCGUUUACGCAUAUGUGCCUAAGUUAAUCAAGUAUUUUUUAAAUGAAGAACCCAUAUUGGACAAUGUCCCUACGUAUCUGGCAAGAAACGAAGAAGACAGAAAGUACAUACUGGACAAUAUCGAAGAGCUCGUGGUCAAAGAAACCAACUCUGCUGGCGGAUAUGGUAUGAUGAUCGGCCCCAAAUCUACCAAAGAGGAGCAUGCCACAUUCAGAAAUCUGGUAAAAAACAAUCCUGACAACUAUAUUGCUCAGCCGACUUUGUCAUUGUCCACUGUUCCGAGCUGGAUUGAUGAUCAUUUGGAGCCCAGGCAUGUUGAUUUGAGGCCUUACAUAUUGUAUGGUGAGGAUAUUGAAGUUAUACCCGGGGCUCUGACCAGAGUGGCUCUUAAAAAAGGAUCACUUGUUGUGAAUAGCUCUCAGGGCGGAGGAAGCAAAGACACCUGGGUACUUUAUUAA
This is a messenger RNA of Darwinula stevensoni, 699 nucleotides long. Lineage: Eukaryota; Metazoa; Arthropoda; Ostracoda; Podocopida; Darwinulidae. The record is from the annotation of a GenBank genome assembly.